AUGGCAAUGAUUCUGCAAUGCGUCAGGAGUGAUGGCAGACCAUCACCAUACUUCUUCAGAGGACCUCCCGGAAAGCUCAACACCUCUGCUUGUUUGACGUUGGACUACAAUUAUCCCUGCAGCUACCACUGCAUCGGUUUGUGCAUGCCAUGGAAAGCCGGCCAUGCCACGGCAGUGGCGCCGAUGAUUCUGGUGGAUAAAGCGAGGCUGUUGGCGGAGGACAAGCCUCGUGCCUAUUUUGAUGAUGGGUGCCAAUUUCCUGAGCUGAUACUCGCCCUCAUCCCAGGAUUAGCGGCCGUGGGCAUGGACCACGACCCCGACGAUCCGCAAAAUGGGGAAACUCGAGUUAAACUUCGAAAGCUGCGUGGGUUGGCGAUCGGAAGGCAUGAUUGGUGGGCGAGCAAGCGACCGUUGGCACCAGCACCUCCGCCGCCGCCAAAUGCAGGCAUGCCAUCAGCUUGA
Letharia lupina is the source of this 462-nucleotide messenger RNA. RefSeq lists its product as uncharacterized. The transcript has 2 exons. Lineage: Eukaryota; Fungi; Ascomycota; Lecanoromycetes; Lecanorales; Parmeliaceae. The coding region runs from base 1 to 462 and encodes 153 amino acids. The record is from RefSeq and is a predicted model, not a curated record.